UUGCUGAGGGCUGUGAGCUCCUGGGCUCCACUUGACAUUUCAUCACAUAGUCGUCAUCUAGAUUUCGUAAACAGCCACGAUUUGGACUCCUCGACUUGCUAGACCCGUAUUGAAUUCCGCAUGAUUGUCGGUCGUUGGAGAUAUAUAUAUGUGAUCUGAGGCGGAGACGGUAUUCUCACAUUCGGGCAUGACCUGGGUAGCGAAGUUAUGAUUGCCAGAUUAUCGAUUGUUCACUUGGUGAGAUUCGUCUCAAGCUGGAUUGUCUGGCAAACGGUCAUCCUAGACUACAAUGUAAAGGUUUUUACAGAGUUUGUCGCUUUCUUCAACCUACUGAUGGCGGAAGCUACCGCAAGAAGUAGCGAUGUGGAUCAUAAAGACUGCGCAAGUGCAGCGCAAAAUGGAAUGAGGGUUCUCUCUCCAUUGCUAUUCGGACACGCCGCGGCAAUGACACUUAAGACUGCGGUGGUGCUCAACAUCCCUGACAUACUUGCACGAGCUGAACCCGAGAGAGGAGCUCUCUCCGUGCACGAAAUAUCCAAAGAGCUUCCCAGUGAUUCCGUAGACGAGCAAGUGCUUCACCGAGUCAUGAGGACGUUGGUGCACCUCAAAGUGUUCUCCGCAGAACGAGUGUCGGAGUCUGGUACAACAGUUGCUCGGUAUGGACUGACGCCUGCUUCAAGGAGGUUGGUGCAGGAGAACAAUAGUCGGAGCCUUGCGCCGUUGCUGAUGUACUUAAAUUACAUAUCCUCCCACGUCCCCUGGCAGCAUUUGCACGAGAGUGUCUUGUAUGGGAAAGACGCUUGGGGAACAGCUUACGGAAUGACUUCUUGGGAGUACUCGGAUGUUGAUCCUGAGUACGGUGCAUUAUGGAACGCAUUUAACAAGGUUCAAGGAGCGCCGACGAUCGAAGCUCUGAAGCGCUACGACGGGUUCAAAGACGUGAAUGUUCUUGUAGACGUCGGGGGCUACCAGGGUGCCACCGUUGCAGCUAUAGUCGCUGCUCAUCCUCACAUUCGUGGAAUCAAUUUCGAUUUGCCUCACGUUAUAGCGGAGGCUCCCGAGUUUCCUGGAGUGGAACAUGUUUCUGGACAUUUGCUCGAAGGUGGUGUACCGAGUGGCGAUGCCAUGCUCAUGAAGAAUAUUGUGCAUCUCUUCAAGGACGAAGAGGCUGUCAAAGUCCUACAAAAUUGCAAGAAGGCGCUCACGGCGAAUGGGAAGUUGCUCAUCUAUGAUCCUGUGAUUCCAUCCGAAUUUGACGAGGGUGGUAGUCCAUAUGACGGAGUGCCGCCACUGAUGGAUCUGGGGCUACUGGUGUAUGGUAAAGUAGAUCGGACUGAGGAGCAGUGGCGAGCUUUGUUGGCAAGCGGUGGAUUCCCAAAUGCAAGUUUCGUUUGUCUGCAGCCGCAACACUGACUAAUUGAAGCCACCCAGUGAGGAUUACUAAUAAUUCUCUCAAUAUGUCCCCAUAAUCAGAAAAUUAGUAAUACAAUAGUUUCCUCUUAUUAAUAGCAGCGAAAGGUACACAAUGGUAACAUUUGUAAGAGGUAGGCAAACUCCUCUUUUAAGACGAGUUAUUUAAUCUGUAUAUAUCCAAA
Molecule: messenger RNA, 1595 nt
Organism: Physcomitrium patens
Lineage: Eukaryota; Viridiplantae; Streptophyta; Bryopsida; Funariales; Funariaceae
Product: caffeic acid 3-O-methyltransferase
Molecular function (GO): O-methyltransferase activity; protein dimerization activity
Source: RefSeq, a predicted model, not a curated record